AUGCAGUCUCGCGAGGCUUCCCAUGCUGGUUCAUGGUAUUCGAAUAGCAAACGCGCUCUAACCCGCCAACUUGAUGAAUGGCUGGCUCAGGUUCCCGAUGAGAUUGAGGGGAUUGGAUCUUUUCCGGUGCCUGGUGCAAGAAUAAUCAUCGCCCCGCACGCUGGUUAUGCCUACUCCGGAUCAUGUGCCGCGUAUGCCUACAAGGCCCUGGAUUUAUCGAAAGCGAAACGGAUCUUCGUUCUCGGCCCCUCACACCACCACUACCUCUCGACUCUGGCCCUUCCGGAGCUCACAUCGUAUUAUACCCCGCUUUCCGAUGAGCCUUUGCCGUUGGAUACCGAGCUCAUCGCUAAGCUCCUCUCCACCAAGGCGGUGAAACCCAGUGGUUCGACAAUGAGCUUCACCACCAUGACACGAUCCAUCGAUGAGGAUGAACACAGUAUCGAGCUCCACCUCCCCUACAUCCACCGCCUGUUGCAGCUCCAGCACCCCGACAAGCCCACCUCACAAUACCCUCCGCUUGUGCCAAUCAUGGUGGGAAGCACCUCCGAAUCCACCGAGGAAGCCUUCGGGGCCCUUCUCGCGCCGUAUCUGGAAGAUCCAGGCAAUGCGUUUGUCAUAAGCUCAGACUUCUGCCACUGGGGGUCACGCUUCCGUUACACAUUCUACGUGCCGCAGGCGCCCACCCCGGGGCCUAAACUCCCGCUGUCCGCUCACUCGCUCCCGCAGCCCGAGGAUGACACCCAAGAGUUAGAGGACAAGAUGGAGAUGGGCUCGGCGGGUCAGACCCUCCAGCGGCAGGACCGUAUUGGAAGUCGAGCGCCCGCCAUCCAUGAGAGUAUCUCCGCAUUUGACAUCGCCACCAUGGCCGCCAUCAGCACGGGUGCCUCGAAGAAUUUUCUAGAAAUCAUCCGGCGGACAGGGAACACCGUAUGCGGUCGCCACCCCAUCGGCGUAGUCAUGGCGGCCAUCGAAGAGAUCACGAGUCGCCGCGAGGAAGUGAAACAAGGGAGGUUCCACUUCGUUAGAUAUGACAGAAGCUCCGAUGCAGUCGACGUCCUCGACAGUUCUGUGAGC
Aspergillus campestris IBT 28561 is the source of this 1077-nucleotide messenger RNA. RefSeq names its product protein MEMO1. The transcript is spliced from 3 exons. Lineage: Eukaryota; Fungi; Ascomycota; Eurotiomycetes; Eurotiales; Aspergillaceae. The record is from RefSeq and is a predicted model, not a curated record. The annotation marks the transcript as partial.